AUGGUGCAUUGUCUUGGUGACACCCUUGAGAGACGAAAUAGUGUAACAGAUGAAGGGACGCAGAAAGACGAUGGACCAUUCUUUUCUUUGCAUUUUUUCGGGGAAGAAAAGAAGACACCACCCAAACAAAAAAAGAAGUCUCUCUCCCCUCAUCGAGCGAACAAAUGGUGGCUAUGGGUGGUCAAAGGAGGGAUACGGACGGUUUGGUGA
Messenger RNA from Caenorhabditis briggsae, 210 nucleotides. Bases 1 to 210 code for a protein of 69 amino acids. Lineage: Eukaryota; Metazoa; Nematoda; Chromadorea; Rhabditida; Rhabditidae. The record is from RefSeq and is a predicted model, not a curated record. The transcript has a single exon.